Messenger RNA from Gadus chalcogrammus (walleye pollock), 2859 nucleotides. RefSeq lists its product as uncharacterized. The transcript is spliced from 4 exons. The coding region runs from base 505 to 1203 and encodes 232 amino acids. The record is from RefSeq and is a predicted model, not a curated record. NCBI's taxonomy places the organism in Eukaryota, Metazoa, Chordata, Actinopteri, Gadiformes, Gadidae.
UGAAUCCCUUUGAGAGUUAAACUGUGUUUGGCUAUGCAAAUACACGGUUGGGUUCUUGAUUUUCACUUUCCUUAUGAUUGUAAAUCAGUUUUGUAUUUAACGGUCUAUUGGAGUAGCUUUCACUUUCGGCUCUGAGAAGAUUAGCCACUUUAGUGAGCCAUUCAAAGGCUAUUCCACCAGAGGGAGGGGGAGUUUCCCUGUUGCGAAUGGGGAGGAGUUACAUGGACAGGCUCUGUGCUUUUCCGCCUCAGAUAACCUGUGUGUGUGUAGGAGGACCGAGCGUCAACACGUUCUACCUAGUACCAGUCCCGGCGUGUCUCAGUGUUGGGCUUCCUCUCGUGUGUCUACAGUAGUCUUUGCUAGCCUUCUCUAUUCUCUUCUCCUUUUGCUCUCUCACAUCCGGUAUGGUUCUGCAUUCAGGUUCCACUGAACUGAACUGAAGGCGUCCUCUUUUUCUGCUCCUCAUAACUUUUUGUUACCUUGGUCGUCGGCAGCUCUGAAAGCAUGAAGCUGUCUGAGCGGCUGGAGGACUCCACCGACCGGUUCCGGCUGGCCGAGUCGUGUGUGGGCCUGGCGGGCUGCCUGUGUGUGUGCUACGCCGUGUGGACCCCCUACUGGCUCGCAGGGGGGGGGCUGUGGAUGGAGCAGAACCACACCGGACAGCCCCAGACGGAGGAGGCGAGCGUGGAGGGCCUCCUCUUCAGGGCCCAGGAGGCGCAACAAGUGUUCGGUUUUCUGUCCUCCCUGAUGGCCGUGAGCUCGGUGGCGCUGUGCCUCGUGUUCGCCCUCUGCUGGUCAUCAAGGACGGUGCACUCCUACUCCAACACCCGGUCUCUGCUCAUGGCGGGGCAGACCCUCUACCCCACCACCCUGCUGCUCCUCACUCUGGUCCCCACAGGCUUCUUCUUCCUCCUCAGCUGGGCGCUCUUCACCCGUCAGCACCAAGAGGAGAUAAGGCACGACCUCUCGGCCCUGGGCUCCUCCUAUUGGCUGGGCGCGCUGGGCUGGGCCCUCCUAUUGGUCGUCCAGCCAGUGGUCUUCCUGGUGGAGCAGGUCGUCGUGCCGGACCCCCUGCCCGACCUGUUGAGGUGCGUCCUGUCCCCGCAGAACGCCGCCCCCGUCUCCCGCAGCCUCUCAGAACCGUCGACCGACACCAGGAGGGCGGGGCACUUCAAGCCCAGGAGGGCGGUGUCAGUAGCCUGAAGGUGGUGUAACCACGACGACGGAGGAAUGAUUGGCCCGGGACGGUUAGACCAAUCACCUCAACUUCAUUUACGGGAUUUUUAUCAGACGCUUUUAUCCAAAGUGCCUUACAACGGUUCAUGAAAACAUUCACACACCAACGACGCAUGGCGACAGCCAGCAUUUUGGGAGCAGUCAGGAUGAGGCGUCUUGGCUGCUCAGGGACACCUCGACACCCAGCUAGGAGGAGCCGGGGGGCUGAACCCGCUCCACCUCCUGAGCUACUGCCGCUACUGGUUUGACCAAUCGACUCGUAGAUUAGCUGACCACCAGCAGGACGUGUGUGACGCACUGGAGAUUAUCCUGCGGGUGAGCCUGGGUACAGUGCUGGCAGAACAGCACAACAGGGUUUGAGAGGGGUUUUUGGUUCGAGUAUGAGAAGGCCGGUGCUUUGUUGCUAGGUGACGGGAGGAGAGUGAUCAGUGCUAAUACACAGCUGCUCCCAGGGUGGGCUGGAGUCACACUCGGCAACAAUCCAUCCAAAUCAGACGCACAGGACGAAUCCCGGAACGCCGCGGAGGCGGCGACAAAGAGGAACGUUUUUCACAGAGAGGUGGUUUUUAAUGAGCGACAGUUUGCGGGGUCGCAGCAUGUAAAACGUUCCCGGGAUUGUCAGGAAAAUGGCUCGUUUUUACCCAAGUAUUCCUCAUUAAUGAAUGAACACGGUGUCGCGUCAUCCCGGACAUUUCACACCGUUUCCAGCAAGUCCUUAAUGAGCUUUGGAACCUUGCUCUGCUCGCGAUACCCGGUGCUCUCAGAGUGGGCAUGGGUGCGUGUCUGGUGUGGGACAUACACACUUAACUGGCCUGCAUUUUCGAUCAAGUGGCCCCUCAAAGAGCUUUACAAUAUUGCCUCACAUUCACCCAUUCAUACACACCGAUGGUGGAGUCAACCACGCAAGGCGACAGCCAGCUCGUCCGGGGCCGUCAAAGGGGAGGUGCCUUGCUCAGGGACACCUCGACACGCGAGGAGAAGCCCGGGAUCGAGCCAGCAACCUUCCGGUUACCAUCCAACCCGCUCUGCCUCCUGAGCCAAAUGCCGCCCCCAACCACUUCAGGGUGCAUCGCUGAUUUGUAAUAUCAAUAGGGAUGGAAGUCAUACUGCAAGGGGCCGCAUGAUGAGCCCAUUGGAAACAUAAAGUGUAUUGGUUCGUUUCAAAGAGUUGUGCGUCUUCUUUACACACACACACUCACACACACACAUACACACACUGGACCUCUCUUUAAUCAAUGCUCAUCAAUAGUGAUUCCAAUAAUGUUAGCGGUAAUAUACAUCCUAUAAGUGAUAUAAAUAUACAUUUAUUUACAUGCAUAUCUAUACCAUUCAUAUAUAUAUAUAUAUACACCUCUCUCUUAGUUUACAAGAAUUGUGCUAUCGCUACUCUCAAACCCCUCGGAUUCAGCCAGCCAGCCAGCCGAGCUACACUAGCUGGUUUCACAGUCAUUCAAGGCGGACAGCACUCUUGUUAUUGAGUUCCUUUGAUCUGGAAGUCUCCCGCAUGCUGACUGGCAGGGGGUCAAUCUUACACAUUGUGACUUCUAAUAUCUCUGUCUGCUUUGAGGCAAUCGGACUCCCAGUGUUCGCUCGCCCACUAAACGGUGCUCUACACGCUACAAA